ACUAUGUCACCCAACGUUAGUACUACCUCUUUUCUACUGACUGGGUUUCCAGGUCUGGAGAAAUUCCAUCCUUGGAUUUCCAUUUCCUUCUUUGUCAUCUAUGCCUCUAUACUCUUUGGCAACGGUACUCUCCUCUUCCUUAUCAGAGAAGACAGCACUCUUCAUGAACCCAUGUACUGCUUUCUGGCUAUACUGGCAGCCACAGACCUUGGAGUGACUUUGACAACAAUGCCCACUGUACUUGGUGUUCUGUGGCUGGAUCAUAGGCAUAUAAGCCAUGGAGCCUGCUUCUUCCAGGCCUAUCUAAUCCACUCACUUUCUGUCGUGGAGUCUGGAGUCUUGCUCGUCAUGGCCUAUGACCGUUUCAUUGCCAUCUGUAAUCCUCUGAGAUAUGCCUCCAUUCUCACCAAUGCUAAGGUGGUGAAGAUAGGUCUGGGAGUUCUAAUGAGGGGAUUUAUACUAAUCGUGCCCAUAAUCAUCACCCUCUCUGGAUUCCCCUACUGCAGAUCCCAUGUCCUCUCCCAUGCCUUCUGCCUGCACCAGGAUGUAAUCAAGUUGGCUUGUGCUGACAUCACCUUCAAUAGACUUUAUCCAAUAGCCCUGGUCUCCGUAACUGGUUUCUUGGACUCUAUGCUUAUCCUUAUUUCUUACAUCUUGAUCCUUAAGACUGUUAUGGGAAUUGCUUCAGGCAAAGAGCAGGCUAAGGCUCUAAAUACUUGUGUUUCUCACAUUAGCUGUGUUCUGGUUUUUUACGUCACUGUGAUUGGACUUACGCUCAUUCAUCGAUCUGGGAAAUAUGUGCCACGUAUAGUUCACAUUAUCAUGAGCUAUGUCUACUUCCUCUUCCCCCCGUUUGUGAAUCCAAUAAUUUAUAGUAUUAAGACCAAGCAGAUACAAGAUGGUAUCCACCAUCUUCUGCGUUUCCAUAGAAUUUGA
Carlito syrichta (Philippine tarsier) is the source of this 936-nucleotide messenger RNA. Its product is annotated as olfactory receptor 51B5-like. Gene Ontology annotation, cellular component: membrane. Bases 4 to 936 code for a protein of 310 amino acids. Lineage: Eukaryota; Metazoa; Chordata; Mammalia; Primates; Tarsiidae. The transcript has a single exon. The record is from RefSeq and is a predicted model, not a curated record. Gene Ontology annotation, molecular function: G protein-coupled receptor activity; olfactory receptor activity. Gene Ontology annotation, biological process: G protein-coupled receptor signaling pathway.